AUGGCGGCUGCCCGCGGGACCGGGCCCGGCGCCGUCCCCUGCAUGGGGAUGAUGAUGAUGAUGCUCGGAGCGCUCUGCCUCCCGCCCUGCGCCAGGGCCCAGACCAGGAUCCCGCUGGAGACGGUGAAGUCCUGGGCAGAUGCCUUUGGUGGGGAGCUGUACUCCAUUGUCACCAAGUACUCAGGCUCUCUCCUGCUGCAGAAGAAGUACAAAGACGUGGAGCCAACUCUGAAAAUCAAGGAGGUGGACGGCCUGGAGCUGGUGAAGAAGUUCUCGGAGCAGAUGGAGAGCAUGCUCCGCAGGAAGGUGGAAGCUGUUGAGAGGCUGGUGGAAGCAGCAGAAGAUGCAGAUCUGAACCACGAGUACAACUCCUCUCUGGAGUUUGAUUACUACAACUCUCUCCUGAUUAAUGAUAAGGAUGAAAAUGACAAUUACGUGGAGCUUGGGGAUGAAUUCAUCCUGGAGCCAAAUGAGCAUUUCAAUAACCUGCUGGUGAACACAACCUACAGCGAUAUCCAGCUGCCCACCAAUGUCUACAACAAAGACCCGGACAUCCUCAAUGGGGUUUACAUGUCAGAAGCCCUGAAUCCAAUUUUUGUGGACAACUUUGAAAGGGAUCCCACACUGACCUGGCAGUACUUUGGCAGCUCCACCGGAUUCUUCAGACUGUACCCAGGAAUAAAGUGGUUACCAGAUGAGAACGGGGUCAUCUCCUUUGACUGCAGAAACCGUGGCUGGUACAUCCAGGCAGCCACCUCUCCCAAGGACAUUGUCAUCAUUGUGGAUGUCAGUGGCAGCAUGAAGGGCCUGAGGAUGACCAUUGCCAAGCACACCAUCGUCACCAUUCUGGAUACUCUGGGAGAAAACGACUUUGUCAACAUCAUUGCAUACAAUGAUUAUGUUCAUUUUAUCGAGCCCUGUUUUAAGGGUAUCCUGGUCCAAGCAGACAGAGAUAACAGAGAGCACUUCAAGCAGCUGGUGGAGGAACUGCAGGCAAAAGGAGUGGGGACUGUGAACAAGGCUUUGACAGAGUCCUUCAAAAUCCUGAGAGAGUUCAGAGAUGCUGGCCAAGGAGGUUUGUGUAACCAAGCCAUCAUGCUGAUCACCGACGGAGCCGUGGAGGAUUACGAAGCUGUGUUUGAAAAAUACAACUGGCCCGAUCGGAAGGUGCGGGUGUUCACGUACCUCAUCGGACGGGAGGUCACUUUUGCACCGAACGUCAAAUGGAUCGCCUGCAACAACAAAGGCUACUACACUCAGAUCUCCACGCUGGCAGAUGUCCAGGAGAACGUCAUGGAGUACCUGCAUGUGCUCAGCCGGCCCAUGGUCAUCAACCACGACCACGACAUCAUCUGGACCGAGGCCUACAUGGACAGCGCGCUCUUCGCCUCGCAGGCGCAGAGCCUGCUGCUCAUGACCACCGUGGCCAUGCCGGUGUUCAGCAAGAAGAACGAGACGCGAUCCCAUGGCAUUCUCCUGGGUGUGGUGGGCUCUGAUGUACCACUCAGGGAGUUGUUAAAACUUGCUCCACGGUAUAAGCUGGGUGUCCACGGCUACGCCUUCCUGAACACCAACAACGGCUACAUCCUGUCACACCCAGACCUCCGUCCUUUGUAUAAAGAAGGGAAGAAGCUGAAGCCAAAGCCAAACUACAACAGUGUAGAUCUCUCAGAAGUGGAGUGGGAAGACCAAGAUGAAAUACUGAGAAGUGCUAUGAUCAAUGGGGAAACAGGCUACCUCUCCAUGGAUGUGAAGGUCCCCGUGGACAAAGGGAAACGGGUUCUCUUCCUCACCAAUGAUUAUUUCUUCACUGACAUCAGUGGCACACCCUUCAGCCUGGGUGUUGUGCUGUCCAGGGGGCACGGGGAGUACAUUCUGCUGGGGAACACUUCAGUGGAAGAAGGUUUGCACGACCUGCUCCAGCCAGACCUGUCUUUAGCAAAUGAAUGGAUUUACUGCAUCACCGACAUCGAUCCUGACCACCGCAAGCUCAGCCAGCUGGAGGCUGUGAUCCGUUUCCUCACUGGAGAGGAGCCCGACCUGGAAUGUGAUGAGGAGUUGGUCCAGGAAGUGCUGUUCGAUGCAGUGGUCACUGCCCCCAUGGAGGCCUACUGGACAACAUUAGCCCUCAACAUGUCCUUGGACACCGAGGCAGGCAUUGAGAUGGCGUUUCUGGGCACUCGGGCUGGACUCAUGAGGAGUGCCCUGUAUGUGGGCUCUGAGAAGAUUUCCAACAAGAAAUUCCUGACACAGAAGGACAAGGAAAGCAUCUUCACCAUGGACCACUUCCCUCUGUGGUACCGCAGGGCGGCCGAGCAUCCCCCCGGCAGCUUCAUCUACAGCAUUGUCUCGGAAGAUGAUUCAGAGGGGGGUGGCCUGCCAAAAGUGGUGACAGUGAGCACGGCCGUGUCCGUGUCUGUGGAUGGGAAGAUGGGAAUUGCUGCAGCUGUGGGUGUGCAGAUAAAGCUGGAUUUGCUCCAACGCAAGUUUUGGACGGCCAUGCAACAGCCCAAUGACACUGAUUGCAGCGGCCUGGAUGGUGCCUGUCCACUCAGCUGUCAGGAUGAUAUUCUGAACUGCUUCCUCAUUGACAACAACGGCUUUAUACUUGUUUCCAAAAUACCUGAAGAGAUGCUGUUGAAAGAUGAUCUGAGAGGGAAGGGAAAGACUGGAAAAUUUUUUGGUGCAGUGGAUGGCUCAGUGAUGACCCAGCUACUAAACAUGGGCAUGUUCAGGCGAGUGACCAUGUAUGAUUACCAGGCCAUGUGCAAGGUGCCCUACCACCACCACAGCGGCGCCCGGCCCCUGCUCAGCCCAAUUUAUGCCUUUGUAGCUGCAGUGAAGUGGCUGAUAAGUGAUUUCCUCAUCUUCCUUUUGGAGUUUAACAUGAGUAGCUUCUGGCACUCAGACAACUUGGCAGAUGCCAAGGCUGUCUUCCACCACUCUCACAGGCACAAGAAGCACGACACGCUGCAGCCCUGCGACACCGAGUACCCCGUGUUCGUGUACGAGCCGGCCAUCAGGGAGACCAACGGGCUCAUCGACUGCGGAGACUGCCAAAAGAUGUUUGUGGCACAGCAGAUCAUCAGCAGUAACCUCCUGCUCCUCGUCACGGACACCGUCUGCGAUUGCAGCGUCUUCCCACCCGUCCCAAUGGAUGCAAAAGAGGUCAAAUACAACGCGUCCGUCAAGUGCGAGAGGAUGCGCUCGCAGAAGCUGCGCCGCCGGCCGGACUCGUGCCACGCCUUCCACCCUGAGGAGAAUGCCCAGGACUGCGGUGGCGCUGCUGCCAUCGCCGUGUGGCCGACGCUGCUGCUCCUGCCCCUGGUGCUGCUCCUGCGGUGACGCUGCCCGGGGCAGCCACGGACCCAGCGGGACACGGUGGGACACGGUGGGACCCGGAGGGACACGGCCCCUGCUGGGACACCGAGGGUCCCCCACCUCAAGGGCCAGCACGGUGCCGACUAGGAAGGCUCCUCGGAAGGCUGUGGCCAAAAGAGAAGCGAGAAGCGGCAGGGGCAGCUCCUGUCACAGCAGCUCCUCCGUGACCCCGCUCACGGCCAUCCUCGCCGUGGAGAGCAUCCUCCAGCAUCCUCCAGCA
Molecule: messenger RNA, 3601 nt
Organism: Parus major (Great Tit)
Lineage: Eukaryota; Metazoa; Chordata; Aves; Passeriformes; Paridae
Gene: CACNA2D4
Product: calcium voltage-gated channel auxiliary subunit alpha2delta 4
Exons: 40
Coding region: 1-3345 (1114 amino acids)
Cellular component (GO): voltage-gated calcium channel complex
Molecular function (GO): voltage-gated calcium channel activity
Source: RefSeq, a predicted model, not a curated record